GCUAAAGUGUUUCUCUCCCAUGGCUAGUGAAGAAGGUUCUAUAGGAAAGGAAGAAGGAGAGAUAAAAAAGUGGAAGGAGGCGAUGAGUAAAAGUUUCAAAGAAAGGAAUACUUCAUGGGCUAAAUUUCGACGUGAUAAUUCACUCUCUAUAGAAGCUGGAAAUGUCUCCACUGUAGUUGAUCACUCCUCUAAGAUGAGUUGGAUAGCUACGCUUUCAUUGGCAUUUCAAAGCUUGGGAGUUGUAUAUGGUGAUAUUGGAACAUCUCCCCUUUAUGUGCUUGCAAGCACUUUCCCAAAUGGUAUCCAUCAUAAGGAUGACAUUCUUGGGACCUUAUCUAUCAUUUAUUAUACUAUUUUGAUCUUUCCAUUGCUCAAAUAUGUUUUUAUUGUACUUCAAGCCAACGACAAUGGCAAUGGUGGGGCUUUUGCACUUUAUUCACUACUAUGUCGACAUGCCAAAGUGAGUUUGAUUCCAAAUGAACAACCAGAAGAUAUGGAGCUCUCUAAUUACAAUUUGGAAACACCAUCAAAUAAACAAAAGCUUGAGAAUAGUUAUUUUGCUCGUGUUUUUCUUUUAUUUAUGACUAUAUUGGGAACUACCAUGGUUAUAGGUGAUGGAAUUUUCACUCCACCAAUGACAGUUAUUUCAGCGGUAAACGGGAUCAGUACUAAAUUGAGUCAAGAUUAUGUGGUGGGAAUCACUAUAUUGAUACUGCUAUUCCUUUUUGGUAUGCAAAGAUUUGGUACUGACAAAGUAGGGUUUUCAUUUGCUCCAAUUUUAACCGCGUGGUUUAUAUUAAUUGGAGGAACGGGUAUUUACAAUUUAUUCAAAUAUGAUGUUGGAGUAUUGCGUGCUAUUAAUCCAAAAUAUAUUGUUGAUUACUUUCAACGCGAUGGAAAAAAAGCGUGGAUGUCAUUAGGUGGAGUAUUUCUAUGUAUCUCAGGUUGUGAGGCUAUGUUUGCUGAUUUAGGACACUUUAGUGUUCGUGCCAUUCAAAUUAGCUUCUCUUGUAUUACACUUCCAUCCAUAUUGGCAGCAUAUAGUGGACAAGCAGCAUAUCUUCGAAAGUUCCCUCACAGUGUAUCGAAUAUUUUCUACGAAUGCAUACCUGGUCCUUUGUAUUGGCCAACAUUUGUUGCUGCUGUUGUUGCAUCCAUCAUAGGAAGCCAAGCAAUAAUUUCAGCAGCAUUUUCAAUUGUUUCUCAAGCUGUAAGUAUGAGUUGUUUCCCAAGAGUAAAGGUUGCACACACAUCCACUACACAUAACGGCCAAGUUUAUAUUCCCGAGAUCAACUAUAUGCUCAUGGUUGCGUGUAUUGUGAUUACUGCUAUCUUUAGAAGCUCAGAAAAACUUAGUAAUGCUUAUGGGGUUGCAAUAAUUUGUGAUAUGACAAUCACAACAUUCUUGGUUUCUGUUGUAAUGUUGAUUGUAUGGAAGAAAAAAGUAUGGCAAAUAGCUCUCUUUGUCAUACCGUUUGGUAGCAUUGAACUUGUUUAUUUAUCAGCACAAAUGAUAAAGUUCAAACAAGGCGGGUUUCUUCCUCUAGUUUCUGCGCUCGUCUUCACAGUGGUUAUGGGAAUAUGGUUUUAUGCGCAAAAAGAAAGAUACAUGUUUGAACUCAAGAACAAAAUUUCCUCGGAGAAUUUAAUAAAAUUGGUUAACGACCUAAACACAAAUCGCAUGCCAGGAAUUGGAGUUUUGUAUUCUGAGCUUGUACAAGGAAUUCCUCCAAUCUUCCCUCACUUCAUUGCUAACAUACCUUCUGUUCAUUCUGUUGUUAUCUUUGUUUCUAUCAAGACCAUUCCAAUUAGUAGAGUUAUAUUGAAAGAGAGAUUUCUAUUUCGACACGUGGAGCCGAGAGAAUGCAAUGUCUUCCGUUGCAUUGUAAGGCAUGGUUAUGACGAUAUAAUCGGAGAUUCCAUAGAGUUUGAAUCUCAAUUGGUGCAACAUUUAAAAGAAUUUAUUAUCCAAGAAAGUAAGUAUAUGCUCGAGGUUGACGAAACAACAAUGUGUGAAGAAUUAGCUAGUAAUAAAGAAGAAAAAGAUUCAAUUGAAGCAAUGAAUGAAGUAGAAGAAGUUGACAAUGUGAUAAAAUUUAUAGAUAAGGCUUUUGAGAAAGGUGUGGUGUAUAUGCUAGGAGAAACAGAGGUGGUGGCAGAUCCAAAUUCGUCAAUCAUAAAUAAAAUUAUAGUUAAUGCAUACAACGUUUUGAGAAGAAACUUUCAACAAAAGCAUGAGUUGAUGGCUAUCCCUCAUAAAAGGCUUCUGAAGGUUGGAAUGACAUAUGAAAUUUGAUUAACAAGAAAUGAAGAUAUAUAAUAAGCUAUUGGUUAAUUAAAUAAUAAGUUAU
This is a messenger RNA of Vicia villosa (hairy vetch), 2351 nucleotides long. RefSeq names its product potassium transporter 5-like. Bases 20 to 2296 code for a protein of 758 amino acids. Gene Ontology annotation, biological process: potassium ion transmembrane transport. The record is from RefSeq and is a predicted model, not a curated record. The transcript has 9 exons. Gene Ontology annotation, cellular component: membrane. Gene Ontology annotation, molecular function: potassium ion transmembrane transporter activity. NCBI's taxonomy places the organism in Eukaryota, Viridiplantae, Streptophyta, Magnoliopsida, Fabales, Fabaceae.